Molecule: messenger RNA, 435 nt
Organism: Elaeis guineensis (African oil palm)
Lineage: Eukaryota; Viridiplantae; Streptophyta; Magnoliopsida; Arecales; Arecaceae
Source: RefSeq, a predicted model, not a curated record
AUGGGGUAUAAACAGAGCAAUGCAGAUCACACACUCUUCUUUCGGCACAACAACAAGGAUAAGAUUGCUAUUUUGAUUGUUUAUGUUGAUGAUAUUGUGGUCACAGGAGAUGAUUUUGAGGAGAUAGCUCAUUUGAAGGCACAGCUGGCACAGGCAUUUGAGGUAAAGGAUCUUGGAUAUCUUCGAUAUUUUCUUGGGAUAGAAGUUGCUCGUUCUUCAAAAGAAAUUUUUCUUUCUCAAAGAAAAUAUAUUCCAAAUAUUCUUACAGAAAUCGAUAUGUUGGGAUGUCGACCUAUUGCCACUCCUAUUGAACAAAAUCAUCGACUAGUAGCCGAUAUCGGUGUCCCUAUUGAUCGAGAACGUUAUCAACGAUUGGUAGGACGUUUGAUUUAUCUAUCUCAUAUACGGCCUGAUAUUGCAUUCGCCGUUAGUGUG